UUGAAAAAAAAAAACUCACAUGCUCGCCAUUGUGAAAUGAAAAUGAUGAAGUUGUAGCUUCAUCUCCAUUUAUGUAGAGCUUCCUCGUUCCUCAAAUGGUGGUUUCAAAGCUAGGAUCACUAUUGAAUCACUCCUUAACAGUCAACCAAGCAAAGCAAAUCCAAGCACUCAUACUUGUUAAUGGACUUUACCAUCUCGAACCCUUGAUUAUCCGUCAAGUCCUCAUCUCUACGCCCCAUUUCUCUCAAAUCACUACUCAAUAUGUCCGUCUUAUUCUCCACCAUAUGCAAAACCCAGAUGUUUUUUCUUGGUCUUGCACCAUUAGAUUUCUUUCCCAACACAAUCAGUUCAGAGAAGCUUUUUCUCUGUAUGUUCAGAUGCAGAGAUUGGUAUCGUGUCCAAGUUCUUUUGCCAUAUCUUCAUCUCUGAAGGCAUGUGCUAGGAUUGGGUAUGAGAUGGGUGGGAUUUCAAUUCAUGCUCAAGUUCACAAAUUUGGGUUUUGUGGGGUUGUUUAUGUGCAAACAGCUCUUGUGGAUUUUUACUCUAAGUUAGGGAGUACGGGAAUUGCACGUAAGGUGUUUGAUGAAAUGGUUGGGAAAAAUGUGGUUUCUUGGAAUUCAAUGCUAUCUGGGUAUUUGAGAUCAGGGGAUUUAGCCAUGGCUCAUAGUGUGUUUGAUGAGAUGCCGAAAAAGGAUGUUGUUUCUUGGAAUUCGAUGAUUUCGGGAUAUGGGAGAGAAGGGAAUAUGGAGCAAGCAUGUGCUUUGUUUCGCUUGAUGCCGGAAAGAAAUAUAGCUUCUUGGAAUGCAAUGAUUAGUGGCUAUGUAGAUUGUAGAAAGAUAGAAUUAGCACGGAGUUUCUUUGAUGCAAUGCCUAGAAGAAACACUGUUUCUUGGAUUACAAUGAUUAGUGGAUACUCGAAAUGUGGUGAUGUUGAGUCUGCUCGGGAAGUAUUUGACCAGAUGGGUGAGAAAGAUUUACUCUUGUACAAUGCAAUGAUAGCUUGUUAUGCUCAAAAUAGCAGAUCAAAGGAGGCCCUUCAGCUAUUCAACAAGAUGCUUGAACCCGAUGUAAAUAUUCAGCCAGAUAAAAUGACGUUUGCUAGUGUUAUAUCCGCUUGCUCUCAACUGGGAGAUCUGAGAUUUGUGUCUUGGAUUGAUUCGUAUAUGAAUCAACUUGGAAUUGGAAUGGAUGACCAUUUGGCUACUGCUUUAAUCGACUUAUAUGCUAAGUGUGGAAGCAUUGACAAGGCAUACAAUCUGUUUCGGGGUUUGCAAAAGAAGGAUUUGGUUGCUUAUACGGCAAUGAUUUUGGGAUGUGGCAUAAAUGGUAGGGCAAAUGAUGCCAUCAAAUUGUUUGAAGAGAUGAUGGAUGUCCAAAUUUAUCCAAAUUUAGUUACCUUCACUGGGAUAUUAACUGCCUAUAACCAUGUUGGUUUGGUUGAAGAAGGCUAUAAUUGCUUUAUCUCAAUGCAGAAGCAUGGACUUGUGCCUUCAGCUGACCAUUAUGGAAUUAUGGUUGAUCUCUUAGGGCGGGCAGGACGAUUAGACGAAGCAUAUCAGUUGAUAAAAAGCAUGCCAAUGCAACCUCAUGCUGGGGUUUGGGGAGCGUUGCUGCUUGCUUGCAGUUUACAUAAUAACGUUGAGCUUGGGGAGAUUGCAGCUAAGCAUUGCUUUGAGUUGGAGCCUGAUACAACCGGUUACCGUUCUCUACUUGCCAGUAUAUAUGCCUCUGUUGGGAGGUGGGAUGAUGCCAAGAGUUUGAGAACAGAUUUGCAGGAAAAGGGAUUUACCAAGAUUCCUGGUUGUAGUUGGAUGGAACAGAGUUGAGUUGAAUCCAAAUGUAGCAAAGGCUGUAAAUUAUAUUGCUUUAUUGGAUGGAUGGAUGACCACUUCGUACUUUUAUUCUUCGUGUUGAAAGUUAUUUUAUUGUUUUCUUAUUCACCUCAACAGUUGGAGUUUUGCAAGUCAGUUUGCUUGUCAAGUCCAAAUUUUUGCCUCUCAAGAGGUCCUUGCUAAUGGAGAUUGAGUUUUGUGGGAGGAAAUGAUAGUGUCUCCAUUUUAUACUAUGGUUUCUCAAAUGUUUGGAACUUCUCAGUUGCCAUCUAACAAUUAAUAAACAUUUUCUCCCAUCUUAAAGUAGUCAUAGUAACUUCAGACAUCAUUACUUCCAUUUAUCAUUGUCUUCUUUAUUCUGUGUUCUGUGAUUCUUGGGCCAAACGAUAUGUAAUGAAUACCUCUAAUGGUACUGGUGACUUCGUUUUUUGUUGUAAAAUUUAUAAAUAACAUAAUUACAAUAAUAUAUGCCA
This is a messenger RNA of Camellia sinensis, 2305 nucleotides long. RefSeq names its product pentatricopeptide repeat-containing protein At4g22760. Gene Ontology annotation, biological process: RNA modification. The record is from RefSeq and is a predicted model, not a curated record. Gene Ontology annotation, molecular function: RNA binding; protein binding. NCBI's taxonomy places the organism in Eukaryota, Viridiplantae, Streptophyta, Magnoliopsida, Ericales, Theaceae.